AUGGGGCUGGAGAAGAAGGCGGCGGUAGUUGAGAAACAUCAAGGCGCCCUCUACAGUCUUGAGCUUGACGGCAGCAUCCGGAAACACAAAGACGGCGUCACCAUCUCAAACGGCCUGGAAUGGGCGGACGACAACCGCACCAUGUACUAUAUUGACUCCAUUCCGAGGAAAGUGUGGGCCUACGAUUUCGACUUAACUACAGGAAAUAUGACCAACGAGCGAGCGAUCAUCAGCUUCGGGGCGGAAGACUCCGAUGAGAACUUCAGGUCCCACGGCUUCCCAGACGGAAUGACCAUCGACACGGACGGUAACCUCUGGGUGGCUGGUUUCUUCUCCUCCAGCGUUAUGAAGUUCGACCCUUCCACAGCUAUUGGUACGUACACAUGUAAUGAACUUGCUCGCGUGAAUUUACCUGCUGCUAGAGUUACCUCCUGCUGUUUUGGCGGAAAAAGCUUCAACGAGCUAUUUAUAACCUGUUCUGCCUUCGAUUUGUCGGAUGAAGAAAAAGAGAAAACGCCAUUGGCUGGCUCCGUAUUUAGAGCUACAGAAUUGGAAUGUCGCGGGAAACCAGCUUCAAUGUACGAGGGCUAA
Molecule: messenger RNA, 591 nt
Organism: Dreissena polymorpha
Lineage: Eukaryota; Metazoa; Mollusca; Bivalvia; Myida; Dreissenidae
Product: regucalcin-like
Exons: 3
Coding region: 1-591 (196 amino acids)
Biological process (GO): L-ascorbic acid biosynthetic process
Molecular function (GO): calcium ion binding; gluconolactonase activity
Source: RefSeq, a predicted model, not a curated record